UAUCUUUUGAAGCAGAAGAGUAGAAGAAGAGAAAUAAAUAAAUAUGGCUUCCUGUCUAUGGUGUGUAUGUGGAACGAAAUAGUAUUUUCCGUAUUUUCUGUGAAUUGUUUCUAAUUAUGAAGUGCAGUGAAAUAAAAUGAUUAAACUAUAUCUGUGAAUUAAGACAAUAUAACCUAAAAAUAUAUAUGCAUAAAUGUGAAAUAUUCAAAAUGUUUAGAUUUCUAAGUGGCAGGAAAGCUAGACAUACAUCCAACGAAGUUGACAAUAUUAAAUCGCAUAAAAAUUUACACAAAAAUUUGAUUCAGUGCAGGGUAAUAUUAUUAGAUGGGACGGAUUUAUCGGUCGAAUUAUCAAAAAAGGCAAAAGCUAGAGAUUUAUACGAGCAGGUAUUUUAUUCGUUAGAUUUAAUAGAAAAGGAUUAUUUUGGAUUGCAAUUUACUGAUGCAAAUCACGUUAAACAUUGGCUGGAUCCAACAAAACCUAUAAAGAAACAAAUAAAAAUUGGCCCUCCUUACACUUUAAGACUAAAAGUAAAAUUUUAUUCCUCUGAACCAAACAAUUUACGAGAGGAGUUAACGAGAUACCAAUUCUUUUUGCAACUUAAGCAAGAUAUACUCGAAGGAAGGUUGGAGUGCCCCUAUGAAACGGCUGUAAAGUUAUCUGCCUUUGCCUUACAAUCCGAACUGGGCGACUAUGAUGAAUCUCAGCAUACUCCCGCAACAGUUUCCGAGUUUCGGUUCGUUCCGAAUCAGACCGAAGAAAUGGAGAUAGACAUACUUGAAGAAUUUAAGAAAUGUAAAGGCUUAUCUCCCGCACACGCCGAACAGAGUUAUUUAAAUGAAGUAAAAUGGUUAGAAAUGUACGGUGUGGAUAUGCAUACUGUCUUAGGGAAAGACAGUAUGGAAUACAGAUUAGGUCUUACACCUACAGGGAUUUUAGUUUUUGAAGAGCCUAAUCAGAAAAUCGGGUUAUUUUUUUGGCCAAAAAUUGGCAAACUGAAUUUUAAGAAGAAAAAGUUGACUUUAGUUGUCGUCGAAGAUGAUGACCAAGGAAGAGAACAAGAACAUACUUUUGUAUUUAGGUUGCAUAACGAGAAAGCCUGCAAACACCUUUGGAAAUGUGCCGUUGAACAUCACGGUUUCUUCCGCCUGAGGGCUCCGGUAAAAGGUCCCAAUGCAAGGCAAAAUUUCUUUAGGAUGGGUUCCAGGUUUAGAUAUUCUGGUCGAACAGAAUACCAAAGUACCUAUCAGAAUAGGGCUAGACGGACAGUUCAAUUAGAAAGGAAACCUAGUCAAAGGUACGGGCGAAGGCAGAGUCAUGUCUUAAGGGAACGGGAAAAAGAAAAUCAACCUAUGUCUUCGACGAGCAGUGAAAAGUCUACUGCUACCAACGAACCUAUUUAUUGUACAGUGAAAGAUGACAUAUCCAAGAGUAUUACACCGACGCCAUCACCUAUUAUACCAACAGGUCCUGAAUCGAUUGGUGUAGAAAGUCGGAACAGCUUUGGCAAGGCAUCAAUUGGACAGAAUAGUUUUGGAAAAGCCUCUGUUACUUCUUUUGGAAAAGCUUCAACCGGAAAUUCGUUUGGGAAAGCAUCUCUUGGUUGUGGUUCUACGUACAGUCCUGUUCUGUGCGUACCGCGGAACAUGUCUACCACAUCAACUGAUUCUUUACCACCCAUCAGCCCAACACCCUCGAAUACUGACAGCCAGUUAGACUUUUUGUUUAAAAGUCUGGCCAAGGAGUCACUCUGCGGCUUUAACAGAGACGAGAAAAGAAAUGAAAUCAACAAACUAGAAGAAUCAGAACUUGAUUGUGGGUCAAAGUCUUUACCUGCAGAAAUACCAAAUAACAUUUCUAAAAUCUCCGGCAUAGCAAAACCAUUACCACCAGGACAAAUAAAGUGUAAUAUUUUGAAAGCAAAAGCAGAGGAAGAGCUUCAGAGCCAAAAACUAACCAAUCAGAUGUUCGUCCAAGCAAAAGAGGAGGAAACAUCGCUCAAUGCUGCCACUUUCAUUUCAGUGGGUGGAGAUAAAUUAACUUUAUCUGUCAGUGGUCCACCGAGUUUACCUCCUAUCAUAACCAGUUCCGUAUUAAAAUUGCCCAAAAAUGUUGAUAACGUAGAUAAUAAUAAAGAAAAAAACGAAGAAAAGGAAGCAAUGAAAAGAUGUCCGACACCGGUCACUGUCACAUUCUUUGGAAAAAACGAUGGAAAAUUGGAGAUAUGUCAAGUUAAUAAUUCCGACAAAGAGAAAUUGAAUCUCAAUCCUUUUACUAAUUAUUUAGAUGAAAGCACGUUGAAUCCUUUUCAUUCUGUAAAUCCAUUCCAUCCUAAUAAUCCAUUUUGCAGUGAUAAUGAGGUAAAGGAAGAUGUAAAAGGAACUGAUGUGUCAGUGGAAACUAAGAUAAAGAAUGUCAACGAAGAUUCGAUUGAGAGGAAAAUUUCUACUCCAGUUAGCCCGAAUCUGAGCAAACUGUCGCCUUGGCUGGUUUCUUCAGAAGUGGUAUCAUCUCCAGUUUCUAAGUUAAACACUACAGAAACAACGAUAAUUAGAAAAUCUGUGAUUACCACUCAACUUUGACUGUUACAUCGACAAUAUUUUAAGUACGGAUGAUUAAUUAUUUUUAAAUUUUUACGAUUUCAAACAGAAAGUGGAAGUGUUUGUUACUUUCUGUGUAUUAUUAGGAUUAUGUGCUACUUACACAGCAAUAUUUUAAUACUUAAUGCCAUAAUUACUAUUUUUUUAUAUUUCAGAUAAAUCUAAUUUAUUGUUAUAAUGUCAUUU
Molecule: messenger RNA, 2786 nt
Organism: Anoplophora glabripennis (Asian longhorned beetle)
Lineage: Eukaryota; Metazoa; Arthropoda; Insecta; Coleoptera; Cerambycidae
Product: band 4.1-like protein 5
Exons: 13
Coding region: 186-2582 (798 amino acids)
Cellular component (GO): cytoskeleton
Molecular function (GO): cytoskeletal protein binding
Source: RefSeq, a predicted model, not a curated record